GUAAAAUUCAGUCCCUCAGUAUUUUUAAACUGACUGCUGUGCUGUAUGUUAAGUUCCUAUCCCAGGAUUUCCAUUUUGGUAUCUAAGUAAUGAAUUUUAUGGAUCAAGACAUAUUGGGUCAGGCCUUUGAAGAUGCCCUAGAAGUGCUGCAGCAGCAUUCUGAUGGUGAAAUUCAGUAUCCACCAGAUUGUAAAAACUGCCUGACGGUAAUCAAUCAUCACCCUCACUUCCGAGCAAACCCAAACUACUCUGUAGCACCACCAACAGAGGAACCGGUGUAUAACUGGCGGAAUGUAGUAAACAGCGCAACAAAUCUUUAUUCUGAUGAGAUUGUCUACCGCAGCCUGCAGAAUAUUUCAGAAAACCAACUGAUGCAUGCAUCUGGCAGCCAGCAAAAAGGAGGAAAAGGGAGAAAAAAGCUUCGCCUGUUUGAAUAUCUUCAUGAGUCUCUCUAUGAUCCAGCUAUGGCAAAUUGCAUUCAGUGGGUGGAUAAAUCCAAUGGUGUCUUCCAGUUUGUUUCCAAAAACAAAGAGAAACUUGCAGAGCUGUGGGGGGAAAGAAAAGGGAACCGCAAAAUCAUGACGUACCAGAAAAUGGCCAGAGCACUGAGGAACUAUGGAAGAACAGGUGAAAUCAUUAAAAUCCGAAGAAAGUUGACAUAUCAGUUCAGUGCAGUUGUUUUACAAAGACUCUCUCCCUCUUAUUUCUUGGGAAAAGAAACAGUUUAUUGUCAGUACAUUCAGUCUGAUCAAGAAUAUCAGUGUUCAGAUGACUGGAUCGCUUACAAUAAUUACAUGUAUAACAAUGACUAUGCAUUGCAGCAUGCUAACAGUGAGAUUCACCAGUCACAUUAAUUUGUCUUUCAUACAGCAUGCUAACAGUGAGAUUCACCAGCCACAUUAAUUUGUCUUUCAUAGCUAAAAAUAUUUUAGGAGAACUCACCUUGCUAUAUAUUUUUCCUUCUAAAAAUAUAACACACAUUUUAAAAAAUAUUCAAAACUGAUCAUGCUUUUCUCCUAUAAUUAUAACCUUUUUAUUGGGUCUUCAACUAAAGUAGCCAUUGUUGAGUCACAUACUAAUUUCUACUUUUCUAGAGGAAUUGGCCUAGUUUCACAACUUUGUACUUAGAUUCAGAAUCUACUGUUAGUCUUUGCCUGGACAUCAAAGAUUGUAUUCUGACAUCAGUAUUUAUAGAAGGCUUUCCUUGAUUUCACUGGAAAUGUUGUGUAUGGAAUAUGGUUUUUAGUUUUCAAAUUAGUGUUUAUAUGCACCUGUAUUCUACUUCUCACCAAGAAUUUCAGGUUAUGAGAUAAUAAUGGUAGAGAUUCUCCAGAUGCUUGAUGAGUUAAACAACAUUUUUCUUUAAGAGAAAUAUUCUAGACAAAUACCCAUUUGGCUGUUAGAGCCCACAUGACAGAAACAGGAGGUGCACCAGUGCACCUUAAGAAAAUAAAUUAACCUCUUGAAAUCUGCUGUAUUUUUUAUGAUUCUGUAUUUAGUUGUAAAAUAAUACAGAUUUUUUUGCAUUUACUUAUAUAGUCGUAACUUGCAUGUUUAAAAUAUCCCUUUCCCUCUCCACCUCUUCUUCGACACGGUUACAUAAUUGAAAUGCCCAGCAGCCUCACACUCAAUUAGCAUGGGAGAAAAUAAGUUCAGUUAUAUACAGAAUUAAUAUACUCUGCUCUGGGUCAGCACAAGCUCUUCUACUUUACCUCUUACACCUGCUUAUGACCAGCUUACAUCACUGUUAAUGUCAUUGCCAAGUGUGUCCCAUACACUUCCAUGGAAGCAUUACCCAAUUCCACUAGAUCAUCAUUUGCUCAAGGUAACUACAAACCCAAAUACCUAUUAUGACAAAACUGGUUUGUGAAGAGAAGUAAUAAUAAUGACUCAAUAUAUAUGAUGUUAUCAACAUGAAAUCAUGAAGAUGUCACUAAAAGACAGAAGAAUCUAUGUGGGUAUGAAAAAAUGGGGUUGCUACCAAUUUGACUCAUACUGAUUUUACACCACUACUACUCCUGAUAGUUACUGGGUAUAUUUACACAUGCACUUUACUGUACAUUAGACUAAUUUAAUAAGCAGCUAAGCGUCACUGGCUACACAUGUGGUACAAUUAGGGCACACCAGAAUAAUUUACUCCAGCAUAGGACAGUCCUAUCAGACACGGGUACUAUCCUAUGACACAGUAAAUUACCGCGCUUAAAUGUAUGUGUAGGCAGUGAUGUCAGGAUUAAAUUAUGGGAUUAGUUUAUGUGAUGUUGGGAUUGGCCAGAGCAUAUUCAGUUGCAUUAACUGCACAUGUAGAUGUGCCCACUUGGUAGCUUGGUAGUUUCUCUUGAUUUGUAUCAAUAUAGGGGGGAAAAAAAUCAGAAUAUAACUACUGCUUAGUUGUGUGGGGAUGACAUUAUAUUUCAUAGUGGACACAACAAUAAGGUCCCUACUCAAGAAAAAAACAACUGAAGUCCAUUAUUUAAUAUGAUGGAGAAGCUGCAUUACUAGAAACUUGAAAUAAUUCAAAUAAUUACAUUAAAAUUGGGCCUGGUUGUAGUAUCCAUUGCAAAUUUGCCUAAAUGAGGAAGGUAGGACAGGCUUUAUUAAUAUGCUGUGUCCACUGACAUUUGUUGUCAUUUUAAUAAAACUACACAUUUUUAGACUUUAAUUUAAAGUCUAAAAGUUGGACCAAUCCUGCUAUCAUGCUGAAGACAGCUGAAAUUUCACUUGAGUAAAUAAUGUAAGAUUCUGUUAUUUAAAUUAUUAUCCUUUAAAAUACACACACACACACA
Gavialis gangeticus (Gharial) is the source of this 2783-nucleotide messenger RNA. RefSeq names its product Spi-C transcription factor (gene SPIC). Lineage: Eukaryota; Metazoa; Chordata; Crocodylia; Gavialidae. Gene Ontology annotation, biological process: regulation of transcription by RNA polymerase II; cell differentiation. The coding region runs from base 90 to 854 and encodes 254 amino acids. Gene Ontology annotation, cellular component: nucleus. The transcript is spliced from 6 exons. The record is from RefSeq and is a predicted model, not a curated record. Gene Ontology annotation, molecular function: sequence-specific DNA binding; DNA-binding transcription factor activity, RNA polymerase II-specific.